Messenger RNA from Poecilia latipinna (sailfin molly), 783 nucleotides. Its product is annotated as C-type lectin TsL-like. NCBI's taxonomy places the organism in Eukaryota, Metazoa, Chordata, Actinopteri, Cyprinodontiformes, Poeciliidae. The record is from RefSeq and is a predicted model, not a curated record. The coding region runs from base 40 to 783 and encodes 247 amino acids. The transcript has 3 exons.
UGGCUACAGGUACUUGGAGACCAGCGCCGCAGAUUCAAGAUGAGGAACAUCUGCAUCUUUUUCUUCCUGCUACUCGCCUCCCAUCUUGCCUGUGUGCAGCUGUCGGGCCUCAGACAGAGAAAGUUUUCUUACUACUAUUACUACACGGAGACAUGGAGAGGAGCCCAGUCUUUCUGCAGGGAGAAACACGAUGGUCUGAUCACAAUCAGAAAUGAAACAGAAAUCUUGGAGUUCUACAGGUACCAAAGCUGGCUUGGACUGUACCGAGAGAAUAACACAAGCCCAUGGAAAUGGUCCAUGAAAGACAAAGUAGCAACCUUCUUCAACUGGGACUUCAACGAACCAGACUCAAACGAACACUGCGCUUAUAAGGUGUCGUUCACCAGCAAAUGGAGGAAUGAUGAGUGUGAGCAGAGACAUACGUUCAUGUGCUAUGAUGAGUCACUGACUCUGGUGAAGGAGAAUAAAACGUGGGAGGAGGCGUUGGAGCACUGCAGGACUCUGAACAAAGUCAACAGAUACGACCUGGCAACCCUCACCACAGAGGACGACCAUGACUUUGCACAAGAGAUAAUCCAACUGGCAACCACUGAGGAGGUGUGGACCGGCCUGCGUUACCUUGGUGAUGAGUGGUUCUGGGUGGGUGGAGAACCGGUGCAGUACCAGAACAUUCCAAGCUGUCCGGCUGAGAGAUGUGGAGUCCUGGAGAAGAACAGCAACUCAUCCUUCGGCAUCAGAGACUGCAAUGAGAGAAGGAACUUCUUCUGUUACAUAAAACCUUAA